UCGCCUCCGCCCGCCUUUCCCGUGGCCGGUUUGCCUUAAACUCCCUAAAACCUCCGCAGCCCCGGUUCCUGCCGCGGCCGGUCUCUAAUUAAUUGAAGAUGGCAAAGCCCAGCCACAGCAGCUACGUUCUUCAGCAGCUAAACAACCAAAGGGAGUGGGGUUUCCUCUGUGACUGCUGUAUUGCAAUCGAUGACAUUUACUUUCAAGCACACAAAGCAGUUCUGGCUGCCUGUAGCUCCUAUUUCAGAAUGUUUUUCAUGAACCAUCAGCACAGUACUGCACAACUGAAUCUCAGCAACAUGAAAAUUAGUGCCGAGUGUUUUGAUCUCAUUUUGCAAUUUAUGUAUUUAGGAAAAAUUAUGACUGCGCCCUCCAGUUUUGAGCAGUUUAAAGUGGCAAUGAACUACCUGCAGCUGUACAAUGUUCCUGACUGCUUAGAAGACAUACAGGAUGCAGACUGUUCUAGUUCAAAAUGUUCGUCUUCUGCUUCUAGCAAACAGAACAGCAAAAUGAUAUUUGGGGUAAGAAUGUAUGAAGACACAGUGGCUAGAAAUGGCAGUGAAGCCAAUAGGUGGUGUGCAGAGCCAAGUUCAACAGUAAAUACACCACACAAUAGAGAGCCUGAUGAAGAGUCUUUACAAUUAGGCAAUUUCCCCGAACCACUAUUUGAUGUAUGUAAAAAAAGUUCUGUGUCCAAAUUAUCUACUCCAAAAGAACGUGUGUCACGGCGCUUUGGACGGAGUUUUACCUGUGACAGUUGUGGAUUUGGCUUUAGCUGUGAAAAAUUAUUGGAUGAGCAUGUGCUAACCUGUACUAACAGACAUUCAUACCAAAACACAAGAUCCUACCAUAGAAUAGUCGAUAUUAGAGAUGGAAAAGAUGGAAGUAUCAAGGCUGAAUUUGGUGAAAAGGAAUCUUCCAAAGCAUUUUCUACACAGACAGACAAAUACAGAGGAGACACGAGCCAGGCUGCUGAUGACUCGACUUCAACCACUGGAAGCAGAAAAAGCACCAUGGAGUCUGAAGUAGCCAGUGAAGAGAAAAGCAGAGCUGCUGACAGGAAAAGAAUCAUCAUCAAGAUGGAGCCAGAAGAUAUUCCUACAGACGAACUAAAAGACUUUAACAUUAUUAAAGUUACUGAUAAAGACUGUAAUGAAUCCACGGACAACGAUGAAUUAGAAGAUGAACCUGAAGAGCCAUUUUAUAGAUACUAUGUUGAAGAAGAUAUUGGUAUUAAGAAAAGUGGUAGGAAAAUGCUAAAACCUCGGAUGUCAAUAAGUGCUGAUGAAAGAGGUGGCUUAGAAAAUAUGAGGCCCCCUAACAACAGCAGUCCAGUACAAGAGGAUACCGAAAAUGCAUCUUGUGAGCUGUGUGGGCUCACAAUAACUGAGGAGGACCUGUCAUCUCAUUACUUAGCCAAACACAUUGAAAAUAUCUGUGCAUGUGGGAAAUGUGGACAGAUCCUUGUUAAGGGUAGGCAGCUUCAGGAACAUGCGCAAAGAUGUGGAGAACCCCAAGAUCUGACCAUGAACGGGUUAGGAAAUACGGAGGAGAAGAUGGACAUGGAAGAGAAUCCUGAUGAGCAGUCAGAAAUAAGAGAUAUGUUUGUUGAAAUGUUGGAUGACUUUAGGGACAAUCAUUUCCAGAUAAACAGUAUCCAAAAAAAGCAGUUAUUUAAACAUUCUGCCUGUCCUUUUCGAUGUCCUAAUUGUGGCCAGCGGUUUGAAACCGAAAAUCUAGUGGUUGAACAUAUGUCUAGCUGUCUGGACCAGGAUGUGUUUAAGAGUGCCAUCAUGGAAGAAAAUGAGAGAGAUCACAGACGAAAGCAUUUUUGUAAUCUGUGUGGUAAAGGAUUUUAUCAGCGGUGUCACUUAAGAGAACACUAUACUGUUCAUACUAAGGAAAAACAGUUUGUUUGUCAGACAUGUGGAAAGCAGUUUUUAAGAGAACGUCAGUUGCGACUGCACAAUGAUAUGCACAAAGGCAUGGCCAGGUAUGUCUGUUCCAUUUGUGAUCAAGGAAACUUCAGAAAACAUGACCAUGUACGGCAUAUGAUUUCUCAUUUAUCUGCUGGUGAGACUAUAUGCCAGGUCUGCUUUCAGAUAUUCCCAAAUAAUGAACAGUUGGAACAGCACAUGGAUGUUCAUCUGUAUACAUGUGGAAUAUGUGGAGCAAAAUUUAAUUUGAGGAAAGAUAUGAGAUCACAUUAUAAUGCCAAGCAUUUGAAAAGAACAUAAGUGAUUUUCUACUGUGCUAAUGUUUAGUUGAUAGCAGACAAAACACCAAAGCAAAGGAUAUGCGCUAUUUAGAAAUUGAUUUUAUAAGAUGAAUUGUUGGGAAAAAAUUCCAAGGCCCUUUUACCUUUAAUAUUUUUGUUUAGGAUCUUAAGUAUCUACAUUUUAGGUGUUAUUAAAUGUUUAUCAUUUUUGUUAUUUCUUAAUAGAAUUC
Molecule: messenger RNA, 2448 nt
Organism: Canis lupus familiaris (dog)
Lineage: Eukaryota; Metazoa; Chordata; Mammalia; Carnivora; Canidae
Gene: ZBTB1
Product: zinc finger and BTB domain containing 1
Biological process (GO): regulation of immune system process; negative regulation of transcription by RNA polymerase II; regulation of cytokine production
Molecular function (GO): protein binding
Source: RefSeq, marked provisional